Molecule: messenger RNA, 941 nt
Organism: Cuscuta campestris
Lineage: Eukaryota; Viridiplantae; Streptophyta; Magnoliopsida; Solanales; Convolvulaceae
Source: the annotation of a GenBank genome assembly
AAGUCUAUCUAAGGUAAACCAAAGCAGUGCAUAUAUUUACAAAGUAAACUCCUAUAAUUUCUCCAUGAUGUGCGCAACUCCACCAGUCUCCAAAUUAUGCGGAUCCCUUUGAUAUAUUAUUAACAUAAUUAACAUAAAUAUCCUUAACAAGGAUUUCUAGGGAAUAAUCGCCGGUGGAAUCAAGGUCCUCGCGGCGGCGGCGGAGGGGGUGAUGGAGAGGAGUUUUACUGCCGCAAACCAGAUCGCGGCGACGGAGGAAGAGAUCUAUACCGCUGAGGACUAGAUCGCGCCGGCGGAGGAGGAUCUAAUGAAGGUGGCGGAGGAGGAUCCAACCGGGGCGGCGACACGGUUUACCACCACGGCGGCACAUCCAACCAGGGUGGCGGAGGAUGAUCCAACCGGGGCGGCGAUCUGGUUCGCCACCGCGGCGGCGCAUACAACCAGAGCGGCGGAGGAGGAUCCAUCAGCGGCGGCGAUCUGGUUUACCAUCGCGGCGGCGCAUUCAACCAGGGCGGCGGAGGAGGAUCCAACCACGGCGGCAAUCCGGUUUACCACCGCGGCGGCGCAUACAACUAGGGCAGCGGAGGAGGAUCCAACCGCGGCGUCGCAUACAAUCAGGGCGGCGGCGCUCCUCUAUAUCACCGAGGCAGCGCAUCCAACCAGUGCGGCGCAUACAACCAGAGUGGCGCUCCAGUAUACAAUUGCGGCGGAGUACCCUCCUACAACUAAACUGGCCAUCCUGGAUACCACGGCGGCGGCACUCUGUCUUAGAACAGCAGUGCUCCGGCUUACAACCGCGCCGAUGCUCUUGCUUACAACCGCGCCCGGGCUUACAACUUGCGUGGUGGUCCUGCUCCCCUAAACCUCCACGCUGGAGCUCCUCCUAACCCUGGCGGCGGUCCGGCUCCUCUAACACUUAAGAAUGAAUGUCGAGAGAAUGC